Messenger RNA from Cooperia oncophora, 2226 nucleotides. NCBI's taxonomy places the organism in Eukaryota, Metazoa, Nematoda, Chromadorea, Rhabditida, Trichostrongylidae. The record is from the annotation of a GenBank genome assembly.
CUGCCUGAUUUUAGUGGUGCAGUAACACUGCAAGACUCUCCCUCCUUCAUUCACCGUGAGCGGUCGACCUCACCACUCCUCCACUCCUUGCUCACUCAACCACCGAAGAAAGGAGAGACGGUCCGGUCCAACACGCAGUUGGCUAGCGCGGACCGUAUGCCAAAAAGACAGGACCGGCUUCGCAUUUGCACCAUGAAUGUCCGUUCCAUUGCCACCGCGGCAAGACUUGCCGACUUCGAAGCCGCGGUCGAGAAUGUCAAGUUCGAUGUCAUUGGAGUCUCGGAGACACGAAUGGCUGGCAAAGGAAGAAUAGACCUCUCAAGUGGGUACUCUUUAUAUCAUAGUGGUACUGAGGAACGAACCAAAAGAGGUGUAGGAUUUUAUGUACCGUCAUCGUUGAAUCAACACAGCGAUUGUUUCUUUCAUUCUGAACGAAUGAUUGAGCUUUGCAUAAAACUAGCCGAUAGGAGCACUCUCCGUAUAAUACAAGUUCACGCGCCCCAUUCAGAUUUUCAAGAUGUGGAAUACGAGGCGUUCUUAGACAAUCUUGCUCAUGUUCUCGAUGCCAGGAGAAGUAAGCACCAAGUGAUUCUGGGCGAUUUCAACGCAACUCCUGGUUUACGCCGUAAUGAAGAGCGAUACAUUGGUAACAAUUCCUCAGGAGCUCGAAAUCACCGUGGACAAAUGUUGGCCGACUUUUGUGAGGAAAGAAAGCUAUUUCUUGCUAACUCGUUCUUCAAAAAGAGACUUGACGAUCGGUGGACAUGGCGAAAUGAUGCCUUGGGACUGAAGAAAGAGAUUGAUUAUGUAUUGUUGAGAAGUAUGAAGGGCGUUGUCGAUGUAGGAGUGCUCACUAGUGUUAACACGGGGAGUGAUCACCGCAUGUUAAGAUGUAAAAUGCGUCUGAAUCCGAUCUCACAACCAGUAAGAAGACCAAGAGGAUUCCCCGUUAUCGACAGCGACUUAUUGAUUACUCGCGUCAUAACAACAGCUACUCAGAUGUCCACAAGGUAUGAAUAUCUCCCACCACGUCUAUCACCAAGGACCCGGGAUCUCCUCCAGAGACGACGAGAGCUACGUCACGGAGAUAAUGGGAGGGGAAUCGUGGAGUAUGCUGAGAUUUGCAAGCUAGCCCGAAAAUCUAUCCAAGAAGAUUUGCGACAACGUCAUAUUCAAAUAUUUCGUCAAGCCAUCAAGUCCGGACGCCUUCGACGUGGGCGCAUGCAAGCUUUACACGCAAGAAGAUCCUUGACAAUCCUGAAAGAAACCACCUCCUCCCCUCCUAGCGACCCCUCCCCAUCAGAUGAACCUUUUCCUGAUCACGUGUCGCAGUCAGUGAAAGCAGUGAGAAAUUUUUAUAACGCACUGUACCACUCCUCCUUCGGCCCACCCACUCCACCAUCAGGCCAAAUAAAUCUGCAGGUCCACAAUAAUGAAGUGCAAAUGGCAAUGAAGAGAAGCAAAGCACGUUCAGCUGCUGGUUCCGAUGGCAUUCAAUCCCCUUCUCUUCGUGCUCUUUCACAAAUACUCGCCUUACCCAUAACACAUUUUUUCAACAACAUGAUAAGGACAAAGGUUGUGCCUGCAACCACAAUUGAGGAAAAGUCAAUUCUACCACCGGAGCAGGCUGGUUUCCGCAAGCACUUCUCGACCAUAGAUCAUAUUCACACUAUUAAUAUGAUUACCGAGAAAUGUCACGAGUUCAAUAUAGAGCUAUGUGCCGUUUUCGUCGAUUUUAAGAAGGCCUUCGAUAGCGUGGAACUUCCAAUGAUAUGGAAAGCGUUGGAGUAUUUUGGUGUGGAGGAGAACUUGAUAAUGGCCAUACAACUGCUGUAUGCACACAGUACCGCUGCCGUCAGAAUAGCGAACCAACUAGCAGAGUUCAAUCUGCAGCGGGGUGUAAGACAAGGAGACUCAAUGUCUCCAGUUCUCUUCACAUUAGUUCUCCAGUACGCGCUGAAUCUGAUAGAUUGGCAGGGCAAAGGACUGAAACUAGGGAACAAAACCCUCUCGUACCUAGCUUAUGCUGAUGAUAUUAUCGAUUCUGUCAAAAAUAACAUGUGUAGUAUCAUGUAUAGAAACGAAGGUGAUGAAGAAAAAGGAAAGGGUAAGCCACGAAUUCUUCUUCUACUCAAGGCUGCCUUGAACAGGAUUGUGAUAACCUAUGAAGGUCAGCCUCGUCAUAUAGUCUUCGAAAAAGGAGAAGGUCCCAACACAGGCGAGUAA